AUGAAAAAGCCAAGCGCUCUUAACGAUUUAAAUAUCAUAUAUAUUUCUGGGAUUAAAGGCAAAGGCUCAACGUCUGCAUUUACACAGUCAAUCCUUUUGCAUCUCAACUCCUCAAAUGACAAGCAACACCAGCAACCGAUCAAAACUGGGUUGUUUACAUCACCUCAUUUGAUCACAAUCCGCGAGCGCAUAAGGAUCAACGGUGUGCCGAUCAGUGAAGAUCUUUUUGCAAAAUACAAUCAAGACGUUUGGCAGCGGCUCAAGAGUACUAUCAACGAUAGACACGAAGACUGGGCACUGCAAAUUCAGAAGGGAAUGGCAACUGAUGAUAGCAAUCCACUCGAGCUUUCGCCUGAAUUAUUAUUUUGCCCGGAGAUGCCUUCGUAUUUCAUAUAUAUGUUCUUAGUUGCGGUUCACGCAUUCCUGCAAGAGAAAGUCGACGUAGCCAUCAUCGAGGUGGGUGUCCGCGGAGAGCACGGUGUGGCCAAUAUCAUCGAAAAGCCCAUAGUGUGUGGUAUAACUGCACUUGGUAUUGACCAUGUCGAUGUACUCGGUCAUACCAUUGAGGAAAUCACGUGGGAUCAGGCUGGCAUCAUCAAACCCGAUACGCCCGUUGUCACGUUUGAGCAAAUCCCUCAAGCCAUGGCGAUUAUUCAACAGCGUGCACAAGAGAAAGGUUCAUUGGUAACAGUACUAUAUCCAAAAGAUAUCAAGCAGCUUGACGCCGUGACAUUGGGCUUGGAUGGUACCCACCAAAUGCAAAAUGCGCUGAUGGCAAUCGAAAUGUCCCGAAUUUGGCUAGAAAAAUGUCGCGGUACUUGUCUAGAUAAGAAUGCCGUUCCAGAAGAAUUUAAAGCCGGAUUAGCCCAGGUGGUAUGGCCAGGACGUGGUCAACGCGUGAAUGUCAAAGAUACUAGGUAUCGGUCCCAGGCCAAUCAAGUGAUCUUCUAUUUGGACGGUGCGCAUACAAUGGAAAGUAUCCAAGUUUGUGUCGACUGGUUCCAAGGCGCGCUGAAGAAAGACGAAGACAAUGAGCCUGUUAAGCGGAUAUUACUGUUCAACUGCACCAAUGGGCGGGACGGUACUCAACUGCUGGAAUUAAUCACGGAUAUUCAGUCAAAUGUGCAUUUUGAUCAUGUCAUGUUCAGCUGUAACACCGCAUUUCGACAGGAGCAUACUACAGCUUCAACGGACGAAUCUGUUUCUAUGCACGCCGCAAUGGUGGACAUGUGGAAAAAGCGAAAUCCUUCAUUCGACGCGAAGAAUAUUCAUCAAAUGCUACAAACUGCUGAAGACGCGGUAGAAUGGAUCAUCGACUACUCUAAAACGCAUAAGGAGAAGAUACAAGUUUUGACGACGGGUAGUCUAAUUUUAGUCGGCCAUGUGUUGGCGGUAUUGGGCAUUCCUGUACAAUAA
This is a messenger RNA of Zychaea mexicana, 1416 nucleotides long. Its product is annotated as Mur ligase. The transcript is spliced from 2 exons. Gene Ontology annotation, biological process: tetrahydrofolylpolyglutamate biosynthetic process. The record is from RefSeq and is a predicted model, not a curated record. Bases 1 to 1416 code for a protein of 471 amino acids. Gene Ontology annotation, cellular component: cytoplasm; mitochondrion; cytosol. Lineage: Eukaryota; Fungi; Mucoromycota; Mucoromycetes; Mucorales; Lichtheimiaceae. Gene Ontology annotation, molecular function: tetrahydrofolylpolyglutamate synthase activity; ATP binding.